UCUUGAAAACAUUCAGAGCAGAAAGCAGUGGAUGAAGUGUUAAUAAGUGUUUAAACGUAAUGGAAAAUAUGAUUUCCUGGAGUUUGUUCUUCAUAGUUACUAUUAAUGGAGUUUGGAGUGAGAUCAAACUGGAACAGUCUCCCUCCGAGGUGAAAAAACCUGAAGAGAAAGUGAAGAUGUCAUGUAUCAUAUCAGGUUAUAGCAUGACAAGCGCCUAUAUUCACUGGAUACGACAGAGGCCAGGAAACGCUCUGGAGUGGAUUGGGUGGAUGAACACAGGGAACAACUCUCCUACUUUUAGCAGCUCCUUUCAAAGCCGCUUCAUCAUGACUGAAGAUGUGCCCAAGAGCACUCAGUACCUGGAGGUCACGAGCCUGAAAGCAGAAGACUCAGCUGUUUACUUCUGUGCUCGAGACACAAUGCAUCACUGUGAUUACUUUGACUACUGGGGACAAGGGACUGAAGUUACAGUAUCGUCAGAACCGACUGCAUCACCAGCUGUGUUUCCUUUGGUGAUGUGUGAACCCGAGUGUGCAGAUAAAAUCACCCUCGGGUGUCUUGCACACAACUUCUUCCCAAAGAGUCUUACUUUCCAGUGGACCAAUUCUAGUGGAGCCGCUCUGACUGCUGAUCAAUAUCCUUCAAUUCUGAAGAACAACAAAUAUACAGGAGUCAGUUUGCUCAAAGUAACAAAGUCUGACUGGAAAUCAAGGAGCUCUUUUCAAUGUUCUGUGACGCACAAAGGAGGCUCAAGCAGUGUGACACUGGGAAAAAAGGUCUGUGGUCCUGUGAUAAGUAAUAUCACAAUGACACUGAAAUCGACAAAUCCCAAAGACAUUUUCAACAACAACCAGUUAAAGUUUGAGUGCAGGAUUGAAGGACUGGACCAGAACACCAUGAAUGAAAUUAAUUUCACUUGGAAAUUAGAUGAAAACAUUAAAACGGAGAACAUCAGUGAAACAAGAGACUCCACACGCAGCAAAAUCAGCACUUUGACUCGAAACAGCUCUGAAUGGCAGACAAUCAACAAAGUGACCUGUUCUGCUGAAGGCCCAAAAACACACGUUUCUAAAGAUCUGCAUAUCUACAAAGGAGAUGAUGUCCCAAAAGUAACUAUUCACAUCCUCCCAAUGGAAGACGUCAAGCAAGGAGCUGAGGUCACUAUGUUGUGUCUGGUCUCUAGCAAGAAACAGCAGGAUUUCUACAUCGCCUGGUUAGAAGGGGAAAAAAACAAUGUCAGCGUCUAUAACGAUGGCAUCGACUUCCCCCCUAUGAAGACUGAACACGGCUUCUCAGCUACGAGUCUUUACACCACCUCCUUCAAAAGUUGGAACAACACCGUCAUGUUCUCCUGCAACGUGUGGACACCUGGUGGCAGAAAUUUCACACAAUUUCAAGUGUCUUCUUUGGCGAUUAGAUCAAAUGAAUCUUUAAAACUGCGUGUCGCUAUGAGCUGCACAGAUGAUGCCAUUGAUGAAGAUGAGUACAGCAGCCUGUGGUCCACCACCUCCUCCUUCAUAUUCCUCUUCAUAUCCUCUCUCAUUUACAGCAUGGUGUUCAGCCUGGUCAAGGUAAACAUGCAGACUUUCUCUGUGUUUCAGCUGCACUGAGAACUUAAGAAAGUAUAAGAGACGAUACAGGAUUCAUAGAUUCACUGAAUGUGGCCAAUGUUUUACUGUGAAAGUUAUUAGAAUGAUCCCAAAAAUGAUGGCAUCAAUAAGUCUUAAUAAAAUGUGACUAAAGAGACAAAAAAUGAAUACACAUUACUUAUGUAAUUGCUUAUCAGCAAUAUCUGAUCUGCUAAUG
Messenger RNA from Pungitius pungitius (ninespine stickleback), 1806 nucleotides. Its product is annotated as immunoglobulin gamma-1 heavy chain-like. Bases 60 to 1610 code for a protein of 516 amino acids. Gene Ontology annotation, biological process: immunoglobulin mediated immune response. The transcript is spliced from 7 exons. Gene Ontology annotation, cellular component: blood microparticle. The record is from RefSeq and is a predicted model, not a curated record. Gene Ontology annotation, molecular function: antigen binding. Lineage: Eukaryota; Metazoa; Chordata; Actinopteri; Perciformes; Gasterosteidae.